This is a messenger RNA of Mercenaria mercenaria, 1937 nucleotides long. RefSeq lists its product as uncharacterized. Gene Ontology annotation, biological process: immune response. Gene Ontology annotation, cellular component: membrane. Gene Ontology annotation, molecular function: tumor necrosis factor receptor binding. The transcript has 8 exons. Bases 425 to 1267 code for a protein of 280 amino acids. NCBI's taxonomy places the organism in Eukaryota, Metazoa, Mollusca, Bivalvia, Venerida, Veneridae. The record is from RefSeq and is a predicted model, not a curated record.
CUAAUAUUGUAAAAACAACAAUUGCCUGAUGUAAACUCCUGUCCCAAAAUUAAUUCUGAAUGACCAGAAAUAUUAUUAAAUACUAUUAUUACUUUAUAACAUUAUUCAUUAAUCAUUGUUAUGACAAUUAAAUAACUCCUAAACAACCCAUAGUCUUGAAUAGUCAAAUCUUUCAGCUAUAAAUGCCAAUGAGUAUUAGGAUUAGAAACAAAUUUGUUUGGAACUACUGGUAUCGAACCUUGACGACUUAUGGCCUGGCCAGUUGAUGACCAAUUAGUACUGUUUGAAGAAAUAAGAAGACUGCUGAUCGAUAAUAAUCAAGAACACACUGCGGCUAUUCUGAGAAAUCGAAGAGUUUCCUGUGCCAUCAUCGUUCUAGUAAUAAUCCUGCUCCUUGUGUUCAUCGUGUACCUAAUAAUCAGCCAUGUUUGGUAGAAAGAAAAAGACAUAUCUUAUGGGCUUGACAGGAGAUGUCUCAAAGAAAGAUCGAGAAAAAUAUACGGUUAAGAGAUGUUUUCUUUUCACUCUCAUUAUGACAACCAUUUGCGAAAUGGUUAUUCUGUUGGCACUGGUUGGACACUGUCGAUUGUUACGGCAGGACAUUACAAGCCCUAGAAAGCAACAGAUGUGUUUGGAUUUGCAAAGAUUUUAUUUGGCAGGUGGUGAUGAAGCAAACGAACAAUGUCCCGAUACACUUAAAAAGACGUUCGACAAAAAGAAAAACUCAGAUUUUUGCUGCCGGGCUUUGAUUGAUGCGAUGGACAAAUUUUCUACCAAGGUUGUCGCGGAAAAAUAUAAUAGUGACGCUUAUCCUGAAAUGAGUUCAAUGGAUCUGAAGAAUUGCAAAUGCAAGGCAACCAACCACAAACAACCGAAUGCAACUCUUGUAGACUUAUCACAUUAUAAAAAGCCAGUUCAAGCUAGAGUGUCAUCAAAUUUUGUUUGGAAUACUGACCCACCGUCUUAUGCAAGUUCUCGGCUAAGGCAUUUAAAAGAUUAUGGAACACAAUAUGUAGAAAGACCUGGCUAUUAUUACAUAUCGGCACAAUUGAAAACAAGAAUUGCGAAAAUGAAUGAUAAAGACGAAACUCCCGACAGCACAUUUAGGCACUACGUUAACAAAGGGACGGGGGUAGUAGUAAUACUUGAGUGUACACAAUCCCAGUGUGAAAUGGCGUCAGAUGUUUCAGAAAGUACAAGUGUCCUUGGCGCUGUGUUCAACCUCGAGGUCGGGGCCACUUCCCAACCUCAAAAUAUUGUUUUUUGAUGAAAUCAAUUACUUUAGCAUACACAGUAUUUAGUUUGAAAUGUUACACUGUAAUUAUGACUAAUGCAUGUUUUUAUUCAUGUUUUUAUUUUGGCCAUGAUCGUAGAGCCAAAGUGAAAAUAUACAACCCUGUAAAUUGUGUUAAUGCCGGUUUAUUAAUAUACGAUUUUUGUGUUUGCAACUACAUAGUUUUACAUAUUUCAUAUAUUUCUUGAGACAUAGACUGUUUAGUAACCGAGUGUAUAACAAGCCGUUGCCUUAACUUGACUUGACUUACACCUUUUCCUUUUUUUGUAGUAAUAAAAUGCUGCGAAAGAUGCAAAAUGACAUUAAAAUUAUAUUGCAAUUACCAAAUACUACUCGUAACUGACACACAUUUAUAGCCUUAUCUGUUUUGUAUUAUGUCUGUUGUUUUAACAUUUCGUUAUUAAGCGGCAACUGGCAAGUUUUAUUACAGGUCCAAAAAAUGAUAUACCCACGGUGCAUGAAACGUUUUAUUAUUUCAUAUAAACUUCAAACUAAUUUGCUUACAGAAUAGAGAUUGGUUUAUGUAGAAUAAUUGAACUGAAUAUUUAAAGCACGAUUUGUACAAUCAUUAAUGGAAAUAUCAUGAAAUAUAUCAUAGUGUUAAAUCAGCACAUAAUAAAAGUUUGAUUCACAGUUUUCCUGA